CUCGGCUUGCAGUGAUACCACAUGUCCUGACUCCUUCAUCAGCCCCAGAUUUCAGGUCCAAUCCCCCACCCUUCUGUCUCUGAAGAUGGCUGAAAUACCUCCUCUUCCAAGCAGCCUUCCAGGAUUAUGAGAAGAGGCCUGGGGGGGCCAUGUCCCACAUCCCAUGGCUCCAGUGGAACGAGGCUCCGCCACGGCUGUCGUCUCGGAGUCCGGCUGAGAUGGUGCCGGAGACGCUCAUGGUGGAGCUGGAGGGGCAGAUGCGAGAGGCUGAGAGGCAACAGUGGGGGCGCAGCAACGCCGCCCGGAAGAUCCACACUGGAGUGGACUACAGCUGGCUGGCCAGCGCGCCCCGGCCCACCUACGACCUCAGCCCCGGGGAGAGGCUGCAACUAGAGGGCGUCUGCGCCAAGAUCCACCCAUCCUACUGUGGGCCCGCCAUCCUCAGGUUCCGGCAGCUGAUGGCAGAGCAGGAGCCCGAGGUGCAGGAGGUGUCCCGGCUCUUCCGCUCGGUGCUACAGGAAGUCCUGGAGAGGAUGAAGCAGGAGGAGGCGGCGCACAAGCUGACCCGGCAGUGGAGCCUGCGGCCCCGCGGCAGCCUGGCCACCUUCAGGAGCCGCGCGCGCAUCACGCCCUUCGCCAGCGACAUCCGCACCAUCUCCCAGGACGUGGAGCGGGACGCGCCGCCGCCGCCCCGGACCUGGAGCAUGCCCGAGUUCCGCGCACAAAAAGAGGACUGA
Kogia breviceps (pygmy sperm whale) is the source of this 737-nucleotide messenger RNA. It is a transcript of the gene RD3, whose product is annotated as RD3 regulator of GUCY2D. Gene Ontology annotation, biological process: retina development in camera-type eye. NCBI's taxonomy places the organism in Eukaryota, Metazoa, Chordata, Mammalia, Artiodactyla, Physeteridae. The record is from RefSeq and is a predicted model, not a curated record.